Molecule: messenger RNA, 1255 nt
Organism: Dermatophagoides pteronyssinus (European house dust mite)
Lineage: Eukaryota; Metazoa; Arthropoda; Arachnida; Sarcoptiformes; Pyroglyphidae
Product: transcription factor IIIB 50 kDa subunit-like
Biological process (GO): transcription preinitiation complex assembly; DNA-templated transcription initiation
Cellular component (GO): nucleus; transcription preinitiation complex
Source: RefSeq, a predicted model, not a curated record
UUUCAUCAUAAUGUGCGAAAUUAUUUUUCAUUUUCAAACGAAUGGCCAUUAUUAUUAUGUGAUCUUACAAUAAUGUCCCAACAACAACAAUGUCCAGAUUGUCAAUCGCAAGAUAUUGUCAUUGACGAUUUCAUUUCAGUUUGUACAAAUUGUGGUAACGUUGUAAAUGAUGUACCGAAACUUGUGUUCCAACAACAAACAACGACCAAAGAUUUUGGAAAAAUAUCACAACCCCAAAGAUAUCAUCAUCAAAAUCUAGUCAAAUCAUCGGAUCAAAAACGAACAACCAUUCCAGUAUUGUAUGGUAUCAAACUUAUAUCUUCAUUAUCUAAAAAUCUUGAUAUUAACAAAGCUAUUCGUGAAAUGGCAAUAACUUUAUUUCGGGAUGUUUCGAAAGAAAAAGAAUUUAAAAAUUGUUCGACAAACGUCAAACAAAGUUUAGCUUUAUGUUGUUUAUAUGUGAUAUGUAAUCAAGAAAGUAAUCACAUUACUUUCAGCGAAUUGUUCAAAAAUUCAGACAGUGUUUUCAAACAUGUUGGUAAAAUUUUAUUGCGUUUGCAGAAAAAACGUCCAGAAUUUUUUGAAAAAGGUUCCAAAAAAAUCGAACCACUAGUCCCAUUAUAUCUUUUCAAGCAUGAUUUUGCAGAUAAAGAAAAAAUGACCAUUUCGGAUUACGCAACCGGAUUAGUAUGGAUGUGGCAAGAAGCGUGCCUUAUUCAAGGAUUAAAUCCUAUCACUGUCAUCUAUGUUGCCUUGUUCUAUGCUUGGAAAGCCGUUAACCAGAAACGAUCAUCGAUUACGAUUAACGAAUUUUGCAAUCAAUACGUAUUAAAAGAUUUCGCCAAAUAUUGUCCAUUGUUGAUCAAUAGUAAAGAAUUAACCAAAAAUACUGUUUCAUUACAAAUAGAAAAGAUUGUUUCAAUGAAACGACUAAUUAUUGCUCAAUAUAACCAGAACAAUACUUAUGAUCAACAAGUAUUGACUGAACAAAAAAACGAUGAUACAGAUGAUUCAGAAACACUGCCAACCAAACGAAUAGCUUUCAAAAAGUGGUCAGAAGAUAAUAUAAAAGAAGAUCAAGAUCUAUCCGAAGAAGAGAUUAAUUCCUAUAUUCGUACCGAUCGUGAAGUGGAAGUAAUUCGUAAAUUAUCUAACAAUUGAAGUAUUCUGUGAUUAUAAUAAUUCUUAUCAAAUCUUGUUAUGUGUAAUUAAUUUACUCAAAUUGCCAUUUAUAAUAGGUAUAUUUCUGUGAUAU